Molecule: messenger RNA, 3046 nt
Organism: Drosophila busckii
Lineage: Eukaryota; Metazoa; Arthropoda; Insecta; Diptera; Drosophilidae
Exons: 6
Coding region: 1-2895 (964 amino acids)
Biological process (GO): neuropeptide signaling pathway
Cellular component (GO): membrane
Molecular function (GO): neuropeptide receptor activity
Source: RefSeq, a predicted model, not a curated record
AUGUCACCCGCUGAGCAACAUUUGGCUGCGCCCCAUGCCGCCGCCGCAGCCGCCGCCGCAGCGAGUGGCAGUGACGACUAUCACAAUGCUGCCAGCACCAGUGAUGAUAAAUUGCGAGAUAUAUCGGACAAGUAUUAUAUGGUAAUCGCACAUUUUCUCUCCGGUUCCGGCAACGUCAAUGGCACCGUGGAUUUUGAUAAUUUCAACGGACCGCUGCUUAAGGCGAGCGUCAAGUCUGUCUAUUGGCUCUUCCUCAUACAAUAUGCAGCGCUGGCUUUGUUGGGAAUUAUACUGAACAUUGUCAUUAUCGUGUACAUUAUGUACCAUCGUCUUUACAAGGAUGUUACGCAUGCGUUCAUCAUUAAUUUGGCAUUUUGCCAUUUCAUUCAAUGUGCUUUGGUGUUGCCUGUUUCGCUGAUGGUUAUGCUUAUACAAAACUGGAUAUUUGGACAAUUUUUAUGCUUCUUUCUACCCAUGCUGCAGGAUAUACCUUUACAUGUGGCCAUGAUAUCGCAUAUACUGAUUGCUUGGGAUCGCAUGCGUUGGCUAAAUGAUCCGCUAAAGGGUCGUUUGCCUGGGUUUGUUUGCUGCUGUGCCACUUGGUUAACUGGAAUGGUGAUUGCUUUGCCCUAUCCCAUUUACACAUUCUACUUGGAGCUUGGGCGCAUUAUGCCCCAAUUAGCCGGCAUUGGACUUUGCGUUGUAAAUUUGAUGGAUGACAUGCACGAAUAUACGCGCGGACUUUUUCUCCUUAUGUACUGCGGUCCGGCCAUACUCUUAUCAUAUUUGUAUAUACGUACCUCGCAGGAAUUGCGCCCUCCCGAUGGUCCCUUUGCCGUUAUGAUGUAUGAGCAUCGUGCCGAUCUGCGCAUACGUCAAAGAAACUCUUCCACUUCUUCGGCGGAGCCACGCACCCACAGCGGGGGCGGUGUUGCUGGCCUCAGCAAUGGCAAUAGCACCGCCAAUCGCUCCUAUGAUCUCUACAGUGCCGAACUGGACGUGCAUCGCGAAAGGCGCAAGCAGCGUAAUUUUGGCAGCAUGGCUGCCACACAGGUAGUCUGUGUCUGCCCCUUGAUGAUACUGAGAUUCGCACGUUUCUCGUUAGAGGAAACCUACGAGAAUCAAAAACAUUUUGACUUUACAUAUUUGAUGUUUGUAUGGAUCGCUUUUUUGCCUACUGUCAUCUUUCCUUGUAUAUAUGCAUCGCAAAUUUUGCCCAGAGAUGAACAAGAGCGUCUACGAGGCUAUUUUCGCUUGUCAUCAAAGCGCAAGACAAAAGCACGACGCAGCGAUGCGGGUACCACUUCUCGCGAAGACUCCAUCGAGAAGGAUGAGCAUACAAAUACAACCAGCAUAGCGGGUCAUGGUCCGGCUCAGCUGCAACACGAGGCACCCAAGCAGCAGUCCCAGGUGCAUAGCACAUCACUGCGGCAUGAACGUGGCUCGGGACAAGGUCCAGGUGUUGGUACAAGUUGCGGUGAGCGCACUAGAAUUGGCCAUAAAGACAACAGAGAUCGCGAGCGAGAUAGAGAGCGACAGCGUGGCGGCCGUGGCCAUGGAGCUGGCGAUGCAGGUGUGGUCAACAAUCUGGGGAAACAAAUGCGCAGCAAGAAGCAUGAUGUUAAAAUAAAUAUUAUAUCCGAUGGCAGUCAAGCGCAAGGCCGCAAGCAUAUGUUGCAGCACAGUGGCAGCAAUAGCAACAACAGCAGCCGCUUGAAGGCAACACAAGCGCGCCACAAACUGGCUACCGACUGCAUGUCUACCCCAAACGAUUCUGUGCCCAACUUGACCGCCUCGAACUAUUUCAGUGGCAACAACAACAACAGUGUGUUGCUGGAUGACAGCAGCACCAGCAACUAUGGGGAUGGUGAGGAGAGCAGCGUUGUCAGCAGCAUGAUCCACACGCCGCAACGUUGGCCGCUACGCCACAAGGACAUAUCGUUUAGCGAAUGCAGCAGCACCUAUUCCAGCAGCACACUGGAGCGCGAUCUUGAGAUUAUCGAUCUAUUAGAGCGCGAGCGCAGCAUGGACAUACAAGAGAUGCUGCAACGCGAGCAGCAUGGCGAAAAGGUGCGCCCCACUGUCGGAAGACAGCUGCCCGAUAUUGAAAAGUUGUAUGCGCAACGCUCGCCGAAAGCCAAGCGUAGUGACUGCUAUGGCUAUGACAAGGCAGCCUUGGCGCUGGUAAUGCCUGGCAGUGAUCCUCUAAGCUUGACACUCUCGUGCAGCAGCAGCAGCAGCAGCACCAGCCAACCCACAGAGUAUAGUCUGAGCUCAGCGCAACAAGAUCAACAGCAUCAUCAUCAUCAGCAGCAGCAUCAUCAUCAUCAUCAUCAGCAGCAGCAGCAGCAGCUGCAGCAACAAUUGGCUAUGGAACAGUCGGUAGUCGGUAACUCAACCCUGACUGAGGUGCAGGAGGAGGAGGAGGAGGUGCCAGAAGAUUUUUAUGACAGCUAUACACCUGGUGGCAGCAAUACGUUGCCGACGGCAAUGCAAGUUGCCAAUGCAACAGCAGCAGCAGCAGCAGCAGCGGCAGCGGCAGCAACGCCUGUAUAUCAGUAUCAGUAUACGCGACGCUUAAGCCGCAAAAGCUCCAGCGUCGGCUCGCAUCAUGUUGCUGGCGUUGGCUCAACGCGCAACUCCAAACGCGACAGCUUCAAUUCUCUUAAUGGCACCGAUCUCAUCGCAGGCGCUUUUUGUGAGUUGGACCCAACGCAGCCGUUGAACAAAAUGACCGGACUGGAUGGACGCAUGCGUCGCAGUAGUCCGCGCAAUGCUAGCUUUGGUUCUAGCUCAGCGCGCAGCUCGCUCAAGUCGCGUGAUUAUGGCCAUGGCUCUACGCACUCAGCGCAUCCGGAACUCGAUUUCAGGGAGAAUAUUUUUGCCGAGCUAUAAGCUUAGUACAAAGAAAUACUAACAAAUGUUUUCUGUUAUUGUUAGACAUUGUAAUUUUCGUUUAAGAACGUUAACGUUUAUAAGAUGCGUGCCUAAGGUAUGAGAAUGAAUGUUUUAUAUAGUAAAUUGUAUAUUUAUAAUUUCGUAUUUA